Molecule: messenger RNA, 3628 nt
Organism: Trichomycterus rosablanca
Lineage: Eukaryota; Metazoa; Chordata; Actinopteri; Siluriformes; Trichomycteridae
Gene: eme1
Product: essential meiotic structure-specific endonuclease 1
Exons: 9
Coding region: 1-1611 (536 amino acids)
Biological process (GO): mitotic intra-S DNA damage checkpoint signaling; double-strand break repair; resolution of meiotic recombination intermediates
Cellular component (GO): Holliday junction resolvase complex; nucleus
Molecular function (GO): crossover junction DNA endonuclease activity; DNA binding
Source: RefSeq, a predicted model, not a curated record
AUGGAAAGCAGACGAGCAGGAUUUCAGAUGAGCGACACUGACUCCAGUGAUUCUGAGCAGUUACCCGUCUUCGAUUUCUCCCAGAAGAAAAGUACAGAAAAACCAAAAUCAAGCCCGGUGGAUUCAGACACAUUAGGUUCUGAUAUGACUCCUCUAGUCAUACCUAAUGCCAGUUGUCCUGCUAGAGGUGACGUCUAUAUGGUCAGCAGUGACAGUGAAGAGGAAGAGGUGUUUGUUCCUCUGGCUUUAAGACUUAAACAGAAACCGAAUGGACUGCCCAGUCAAAUAGGCACACACGAGGUUCGGGUGUCUGUAAAUGGUAACGGAAACUUUAAUAUCCAUUCAGUACCUGCUGCAGCUCACCGUGUUUUAACAAACUUUCAUCCAGAUACAGAUGCAAUAAGUCAUCACAGUACAAGUUAUGGUCCCUCUCGCUCUGUAAAAGAGCCUGUAGCAGUUACAGAGAAGUGUAAGCGAACCCCAGCGGAGAUUGGGAAUAGCAGAGAAGAGGCCCUGCGAAGAAAAGCUGAACGAGAGAAGCAGCAGGUUGAGAAAGAGCGAAUAACAGCAGAGAAAAAAGUGCUGGUGGACACAGUAAAGGCCAUGAGACCAGAGGAAUGCCUUAAACACAUGGUGGUAAUGGUUGAUCCAGGUCUGCUGCAGAUGGAGGGUGGUGGAGAGCUCCUGACUUCUUUGCAUGCUAUGGGUUGCAGCUGCGCCAUUGAAAAACAGCCUCUGCCACGCAGUGUGUGCUGGAUUAGACGCACGCCUUGUCCUCAGACUGGAGAACUCCUAUCAAUUCCAGACUCCCACAUUCUGAUCCAGGUACCAGUGGAUGACUUUAUUAACAUGGUCCAUUGUUCCACACAGGAACAAAAAGGUGGAGAAAGAAAGGAAUGUGGAAUUUCACUGACUGCUUGGAUUCAUCGCCUGAUGUCCAGAAACUCUGACAGGACUCUCAGUCUCGUAGUAGUUGACAUCGAGAAGUAUUUUAAGAGUCAGAAUUCUAAGAGUAAUCAGAAGUUUCGAGACAGGGUGCUAAACGUGGCACCCCAAGGAGGAAUAAAAAAGAAAAAGAAGAAUGAGGUGGAGCUGCUACCUGAAGUCUCUCGAGUAGAAAUGGAAGAGGCUUUAGUUGACCUACAGCUGCACACAGGGGUUCAGGUCCAUUUUCACUCAACCUGGAAGGACUUCACUAAUUACGUUACUAUGUCAACCAAGGCUGUAGCUGAAGCUCCAUUCAAGCGUGACCGGGAGAAGACAGGUUUUAGCUUUUGUCUGGAUGGUGAAUGGGCAGGUGGCCAGAAAGUGGAGCGUACAGGAAAAGGUUUGCUGCAGGUAUGGAAGAGGCAAAUCCAGCAGUUAAAUCGGGUCAGUGCAGACAUGGCUACGGCUAUACUCAGCAGAUACCCAUCUCCUCAGCUUCUUACCCAGGCAUACAAGCUGUGUAAAUCUGAACGUGAGAAAGUUGCUCUGCUGUCAGACUUGCUGAUUCGUCGUGGGGAGGGAGUGACCUCAACUACACGAAGGAUUGGCCCAGAGCUUUCUAAAAGAGUCUUCUUGUUAAUGAACUCAUCCGACCCCCAGCAGACUAUUGAUUCUAUUGUGUAAAUAUAUGUGUAUAAAACCCUGGAUUUUAUGGUUAUAGGCAUUCAGAUUUUGGAAAAACAAAAAACACAGCGAGGCAUAACAAGCAACAACACUUGACUGGUGCAGUGGUCUAUUAUGAGAUCCAGACAUCUGACCAGCUAUUACAACAACCACUCCUCUGAGAAGGCUGAGUCAAGUCUCUGUGCUGGCCAUUGGAGUUUCUAUAAACCAGACUGUUUGUGUCUUUAUAGAUCUAGCUUUGUGCACAGUAGCACAAUAAUGCUGGAACAGGAAAGGGCAUUCUCUAAACUGUUGCUGUAAAGUCAUAUAAUUCCCUUUAUAUCAUUAAUUUAUUUGACCGGUUAGCAAUUGUUAUUGGCUAAAACAUAACUGUAUCUCUGAAACAGCAACAGGAUAAACGUCUAAAUAGGGACAAGUUGUGAACCUGUAAGUGAGUCGUAAGGUGGAUAGGGUGAAUGUGUCACAACACAGUGCAUUGUAACAUCAGUGUAUAAGCCUGCCUAGGCAAAGACAGUCGAAGUGUCUGUUCUCACUUAGUCUAAAGCACCUACAAUGGGCUGCAGGCAUCAGAACCGAACAUUGGUGCACAGAAAGAAGGUGGAGUGGUCUAAGGUACCUCAUUGUUCUUCCACGAUUGUGUAGACAGCCGGGCACAUGUUCAGAUUUUAAACAAAGUUAGUACAGUAGUUUGCAAUCAAAUACAAUUAAUAUGCUAAUCAAGGGUCUUUUCAACAACACUGAGUAGUACAGUUCUACCUUAACAUGGGACCAUGCAGCAAAAUAUCAGAAUCAUUUCUGUUAACAGGAUAAAAUGACAGAUCAAUAUGUGCAAACGUUAAUUUAAAAUGCAGCCAGUUUCCCAGCGGUUCCAUAUUAAUGAAUUUUAGUUUUUGUGUUGAUUACGUAUUUUAGUUUCCAUCUUUAUGAUUAAAAUCAUUCAAAUGCAUUUCCUAUUCGUUUGACUGCAGGCAUGCAAUGUUUGAUGCUGAUGGAUGUAAUAUUUGCAGAGCUGCUCUGAUUGAUUAAAAAAUGAUUUAAAUCAAACAACAUUUUUUCGACAGGUGGCAUUUAUUGAACAAUGACUUAUUAAUAAUGUUUCUAAUUCAGAUAUAAAAGUAACACAAAAAAUGUAAACAUGUAAAAUGCAAAUUCUUUUCAAUUCAUUUUCUUUAUCCUGAUUAGGGUCGCAGUAGGUCUGAUUUUCCAGAAAUCACUAGGCACAAUGCAGUAACAUGACGCAAAUCUAUCGCAGGACCUCAGCCAUUUUCCCUCCAGACACAUAGCCAAUCAUGUUUGUAUGUAGAUGCCCAACCCGCCAGAAACACCGCUGGGGAGCCGCACCCUGGAUGCCAGCAGUAGUGCUAACGUAAUUUAUUGCGCCAAUGCUAAUAUUUACAUAUGAAAUACCUACUAUAGCUGUUUUUCCUCAAUGUUUCUGACAGCAAAAAAAACAAAACUGAAACAGUGUGUGAGACAUGAAUAUGUGGAAUAUGUUUCAGUUGAAAAGAUGUAAUUGCAAGCCAGGUCUUUUUGUCCAGCAAUUGGACCUGACCUCAGAAAGGGAAAAAAAUACACACACACACACAUACACAAAGUAUUGUUAUAGACAGAAGUGGCGGUGGGUAGGAGAGAGGGACCUAUUUGAAAGCCCAUAGUUUUGGAAUGGGGUGUCUUACAAGUGUGGGCUUUCAGGUAGUGCAGUUGUAAACUAUCCAGGGUUUGAAUCUCCAGUGGUGCUAUCGGCCCCGUGAUGGACUGGCAUCCUGUCUGGCGUGUAAUACUGCAUUGCACACAGUGAUUCCAGGAGAUAUCAGAUCCACAGUAAACCUGACAAGGAUAAAGCAGUGGUAAAACAUAAGAAUAAAAUGUAAGAAUUCUCUAACGCUUAUUCUAAGGUGUCCAUAUACUUUUAGCCAUAUAGUGUACUUCUGAUUUAUAACUAAUUUUAUUAUUGCUAUCUUGCAAUUAUAUUGUUUCAGGUUUGUUUUUAUUAAUGUUUUCUCAUCAGCAAUGUGUC